Molecule: messenger RNA, 2706 nt
Organism: Rhododendron vialii
Lineage: Eukaryota; Viridiplantae; Streptophyta; Magnoliopsida; Ericales; Ericaceae
Product: long chain acyl-CoA synthetase 7, peroxisomal
Exons: 23
Coding region: 288-2369 (693 amino acids)
Biological process (GO): fatty acid metabolic process
Cellular component (GO): endoplasmic reticulum; membrane
Molecular function (GO): long-chain fatty acid-CoA ligase activity
Source: RefSeq, a predicted model, not a curated record
GCAACGACCCUUAUCCGAACUCCCCCCUAUUUCUCACUCUUCCCCUCGUCAAGUGUGCCCAUCCACAACUGUUUCUCUCUCUCUCUCUCUCUCUCUCUCUUCCUCUACGACUCUACCUGAAUACCUACACGUCUUUUCAAACUUUUAUUCGAGAGUUGAUAUACUCCAUUAUUACAUACAUAUACUUCUAUGAGUAUAUAUGCAUAAUUAUACAUACACGCGCACGAAAGGUUGACAACUUUUCCCUCUCAGUUAGUAUUUGGAGAUUGAUAAACCGAGCUACAUCGAUGGAUUCAACGGCUCACCGACGACUGAAAGCAAUUCAAGGCCAUCUCCUUCCCUCCACAGAAGAUCCCAGCGACCAGAUUCAAACAAACCAGACCGCCGGAGAGUUCUCUAUUGGUCAGACAUACAGUGUAAUUCUACCAGAAAAGUUGCAGACAGGAAAAUGGAAUGUGUACAGAUCUGCUCGUUCUCCAUUGAAGCUUGUCACUAGAUUCCCAAAUCAUCCUGAAAUUGGCACAUUGCACGAUAACUUUGUGCAUGCAGUUGAAACUUUCCAAGACUACAAAUUCUUGGGUACGCGUCUUCGGAUUGAUGGAACAGUUGGAGAGUACAAAUGGCUGACAUAUGGCGAGGCAGGAUCUGCCAGGUCAGCCGUAGGUUCUGGCCUUUGGUGUCAUGGAUUGUCAAAAGGAGCUCGGGUUGGACUUUAUUUUGUUAAUACACCAGAGUGGCUGAUUGUGGACCAUGCCUGCUCAGCAUAUUCAUAUAUUUCAGUCCCUUUAUAUGACACUCUUGGUCCAGAUGCUGUCAAGUAUAUUGUGAAUCAUGGAGAUAUACAGGCUAUUUUUUGUGUGCCGAAUACACUGAGUGCUUUAUUGAGCUUCUUAUCUGAGAUUCCAUCUGUAUGCUUAAUAGUGGUUGUGGGAGGGAUAGAUGAACACCUGCCGUCACUUCCAUUGACAUGUGGUGUUAAGCUUAUAUCUUAUUCACAGUUGCUUAGUCAGGGCCGUAGUAGUCUUCAACCUUUUUGUCCUCCCAAGCCUGAGGAUGUUGCAACUAUAUGCUACACAAGUGGUACUACAGGGACACCCAAGGGAGUCGUGUUGACCCAUGGAAACCUGAUCGCGAGUGCUGCUGGCAUGAGUCUUUCAAUCAAAUUCAAUUCCGAGGACAUUUACAUAUCCUAUCUUCCUUUGGCGCACAUCUAUGAACGAGCUAACCAAGUUUUGUCUCUAUAUUAUGGUGUUGCUGUUGGUUUUUACCAAGGGGACAAUUUGAAACUGAUGGAUGAUUUGGCUGCUUUAAGACCAACACUAUUUUGCAGUGUUCCCCGCUUGUACAACAGAAUAUAUGCUGGGAUAAUAAAUGCUGUAAAAUCUUCUGGAGCUUUAAGGGAGAGGCUAUUUAAUGUUGCUUACCACUCCAAGAAGCAAGCAAUAAUGAGCGACCGGAGGUCAUCGCCAAUGUGGGACAGGUUGGUAUUCAACAAAAUUAAAGCAAAACUUGGUGGACGAGUCCGUUUUAUGGGAUCUGGUGCUUCGCCUUUGUCUCCUGAUGUCAUGGAGUUUCUAAGGAUAUGCUUUGGCUGUUCCAUCAUUGAAGGAUAUGGGAUGACUGAGACUUCUUGUGUUAUUACCAUUAUGGAGGAUGGUGACAAUUUGACUGGGCAUGUUGGCUCUCCAAAUCCUGCAUGUGAAGUAAAGCUUGUGGAUGUUCCAGAAAUGAAUUACACCUCUGAGGAUCAGCCCUUCCCUCGUGGAGAAAUUUGUGUCAGGGGGCCGAUUGUUUUCCAAGGCUACUUCAAGGAUGAUAUGCAGACGAGGGAAGUAAUGGAUGAUGAUAGUUGGGUGCAUACAGGAGACAUUGGAUUAUGGUUACCUGGUGGUCGCCUAAGGAUUGUUGAUAGGAAAAAGAACAUAUUUAAGUUAGCACAGGGCGAGUAUAUAGCACCAGAGAAGGUUGAGAAUGUAUAUGCGAAGUGCAGAUUUGUCUCGCAAUGUUUUAUAUAUGGUGAUAGUUUGAAUUCAUGUCUAGUAGCUGUGGUGUCUGUUGACCCAGAUAUUUUGAAGGAUUGGGCUGCUUCUGAAGGUAUCAAGUAUGAAGAUUUAGGACAACUAUGUAAUGACCGAAGAGCAAGGGCUGCUGUUCUUGCUGACAUGGAUGCUGUCGGAAGGGAAUCUCAGUUGAGAGGUUUUGAAUUUGCAAAAGCUGUUACUUUGGUGCUUGAACCAUUCACUUUGGAGAAUGGUCUUCUCACUCCGACAUUCAAGAUCAAGAGGCCUCAAGCGAAGGCAUACUUUGCCAAAGCAAUAGCAGAUAUGUACGCUGAGAUUUCUACUUCCGAUCCAAUGCCGGCCCAAUAAAUGUCGCGCCUAAAGGUCAUAUGUGGAGGGGGAAAAGGAUUUCCUUCAAUAGCGUGGAUCUGUUAUUCCUUCCGCCUCCCACUUAUUGAAGUUACUGAUAUGAUAAAGCUCCUGGAGAUGAAAGUAUGAAACUAGUUGUUCAUUGGUCUUCUUGUGGCAUGUUCUACUCAUUUGUGAUUUGUUUAUCCUCAUGUUUGGCUCCAACUUUUAUUGCGGUUCCAAAUCUGUCGGUUACGUAGUAUGAAUCUGUAACCAGUGGCGGACGCAUGAUUUGUGUCUAUUAGGGCCCAAACCACAUGUAUUUUAUAUAGAUAAUAAAAAAUAUAUUUCAUUAAAA